AUGUCUCACAACAUUAAAAUCUUACCUGGUGCCACAGUUUGUGAAGAUUGUACUUUAGAGGGUGAUAUCACGAUCGGAGGAGGCACAGUUAUUCAUCCAAGAGUGACAAUUAUUGCAGAAGGAGGACCCAUUAUUAUUGCAGAGUAUUGUAUCAUUGAAGAAUAUUCCACAAUCAUACAUAAAAAAAGUGAUCAACAAGAAAAUCCUCCAAAACCACUGUUUAUUGGUGCACACAAUGUUUUUGAAGUUGGCUGCAAGUUGGAAUCUCCAUGCGGUCAUAUUGGAGAGAGCAAUGUAUUUGAAUGUCGAUCAUAUGUAGGUGUUGAUGUUAAAAUUGGGAGUGGAUGUGUUGUUGGUGCAGCUUGUCACCUAACCGCACCUCAGACACUAGUCGACAAUACUGUGAUAUGGGGUUCUGAACAUCACAUCAGAGAGGCAUUGGAAAAACAACCCUCACAGUUACUCCAACUAGAUUUCCUAAGCAAAGUUAUGCCCAACUACCACAGGCUAAGGAAACCAAAUGUUCAUAAACGACAAUCGUCUACAAGACAAUCCCAAGAACCAUCACCAAAACCAUAA
Molecule: messenger RNA, 579 nt
Organism: Arctia plantaginis
Lineage: Eukaryota; Metazoa; Arthropoda; Insecta; Lepidoptera; Erebidae
Source: the annotation of a GenBank genome assembly